GAUGGUUGACUAUGUUGAAUCGCCAAGUAUUGGUCCUUCAGGAAAAGCUGAGGUAGUGGGUGAAGAGGGCGGCGUCAAGGGGGGCACGGGAAAGAGCAAUGGAGUGAUUGUUUCGAAGAGGUUUGACGAGGAGAACAUUCAGAAGGCUUUCGGAGGAAGAUUCGAAGGGAAUGGAAGCGGGCUUUCGAUAGCAAGCAACACCUGCGGGAGUGGAAAUCGAAAUGGGAUCCACUCCGACACCUAUUGGGCCCGAGGAAAAGGAGGAAGGGGAAUCUUCUCAGCCGCCAAACACAUCGUCUGAAGCUUCAAUAGAUCUGUUAGCCAGCGAAGCUGGGACCUUAUCCAUCUCCCCCUUAAAUCCGGAAUCGGUUCCUGCGGCCCCUAUGGACUCGUUGAUACCCGGGAACGACGGUGAGGAUUAUAGACCUCCUACACCUUUGAAGGACGAUGCGCUUGCAAAGCGUGAACAGGAUGCUGCUCUUUCUACUCCUCCCCCCCCACCUCCACCAAAAGACGUGCCACCAAAAGAUGUCCCACCAAAGGACGUUCCACCGAAAGAUGUGCCUCCAAAAGAUGUGCCGCCAAAGGAUAGGGUGCAUCUUUUCCCAUCGACUAUGCCCCGGCCCAGCAGGCCUUGUUCGAAAUCGGCAUCACCAUCCCGCAGGGGCUCAUCACAACAGGGAAGAUCGAGUGGAUCUUCCUCCGAGGACGAGGCGGGGGAUAGUACCCGUUCUGAAAUUCAUAAUAUUUUUGAACAAGGUGGUGCCCCGGCCUCUACGGAACAUCUACACCCUAGUUCUUCAGCUUCGCCAACUCUAGCUGAAGCAAUGAUUGGCGCUCGACACCCGCCGAGAACGUCCUCGCUUGAUGGGGCCGAUUACUUGGCCCGCGCUUCAUCCGUCACGCCUAGCCUCUUAGAAAAAGGCAAGUCGGCCUUAUCAAAAGAACCGGAUUCCCAUACUGCACACGCACAUACUGUUCACCAACCACCGCCCCCGGAUGAAGACCUCCCAUUCGACUUUCACAGAUUUUUAUCUCAGUUACGCCAUCGGUCCGCUGACCCGGUGGCAAAAUUCCUUCGCAGCUUUUUAAACGAGUUUGCGAAGAAGCAAUGGAUGGUCCAUGAGCAGGUCAAGAUUGUGUCUGACUUUUUGAAUUUCAUAUACGGAAAAAUGGAGACAUGCGAGGUUUGGCUAAAUGUGGGUGAAGUGGAGAUGGACAAUGCUAGAGAAGGAAUGGAGAAGCUUGUUAUGAACAGGUUGUACACGCAAGCCUUCUCGCCUGAGAUUUCACCGCCUCAGGCAAAUCCUACCCACCAAGAGGACGUUGAGAGAGAUGAAGUCCUGGCACAGAAGGUGCGAAUCUACGGUUGGGUUCGUGAGGAGCAUCUUGACAUUCGGGACGCUAUGGGCAGUUAUAGAGCUCCCAGGGAUAAAGUCAUUUGUGUGCUUAAUUGCUGCAAAGUGAUAUUUGGGUUACUGCGGCAUUCUGGCGGUGACGAGAGUGCGGAUAAGUUUGUACCGCUGCUGAUUUAUGUCGUUCUCAGAGCGAACCCGGCCAACCUGGUGAGCAACGUACAGUAUAUCCUACGAUUCAGGAACCCGGAUAAACUUAAUGGGGAAGCGGGAUACUAUUUGAGUAGCUUGAUGGGAGCAAUUCAGUUCAUAGAAGGACUUGAUCGCUCAAGCCUAACCAUCACAAAUGAGGAGUUUGAGAGAAACGUGGAGGCAGCUGUAGCGCAGAUAGCGGAACGCCCAUUGCCAACAACUACUACUGACGCAUCCAGAGGAGAUGAUGGCGAAAUUGUCAACGAGAAGGGUGACCGCUCCGGCCCAUCGGUAACGCCUAGGGUAUCGUCUGAGCAACCCCGCUUCUCCACCUCCUCGAGGGAGAGCAACGACUCCUCUACCUCCAAUGGUGAUGAUGAAAAACUCGCCGUGGCUGGUCUUCUCCGCAGUAUCCAGCGCCCGCUAACCACCAUUGGGCGAAUGUUCAUAGAUGAACCGACAACCGGCAACGCAACCACAGCCGCUGGAGGACCCGCCCUAACUCCAGCACCGGGAAACACCCCCCGUGGCUCCCCCAGCGCGGAAGACAAAGCCGCAGCCCGCCAGGCAUCCGCGGAGGUGGAACAAGCCCGCAUGAUCCAACGGAGGGAGCACGAGAGUGUGGUCCAGGUGCUACAGAACAUGUUUCCGGACCUGGACAAGGAGAUAAUUGCUGACGUGGUCCGGAUGAAGCAGGGGAGCGUUGGGUCAGCGGUUGACGCUUGUUUGGCGUUGAGUGGUGAUUCUUAGGCCGUCAUCCUUCUAGACCAAGGGAGAGGACGGGGGUCGGGGCAAAAGGCGGCAUUUAGAUAUUCUUGCUAAUUAGUGUUUUGUUAUAUGGGUAUCGGCUGCUCCUUUUUUCCUUCGCUGUUAAUUUUCGGUUUUUUUCGCUUUCGUGUGGUUUUCAUAUUUUGAGGGGUUGGUGCUUGGGUGUAUUUAUGCUAUUUGGGGGUUAUUUCAAUGAAUCAUGUUUGGGUUGUGGAGCAUGGGG
Molecule: messenger RNA, 2538 nt
Organism: Tuber melanosporum (Perigord truffle)
Lineage: Eukaryota; Fungi; Ascomycota; Pezizomycetes; Pezizales; Tuberaceae
Exons: 8
Coding region: 222-2297 (691 amino acids)
Biological process (GO): vesicle-mediated transport
Cellular component (GO): cytosol; endocytic vesicle
Molecular function (GO): small GTPase binding; ubiquitin binding; guanyl-nucleotide exchange factor activity
Source: RefSeq, a predicted model, not a curated record